AGCAACCGUCCGACUUUCAGUCCACGGGUGCCUCAGCCCACGUCCAAAGCUACUUGCGCGCCACAGAUCGUUGGUUUGUGUGUUUGUACUAUGGGGGUACACCGCGAAUUGUGGUCUGAAUAAAAACAGCCCCUUAAUUUGGACGACCUAACUUGAUACAACAAUAUCUCAAACAAGUUCGGGCAUAACGUAUGAUAUCCGGUCCCCGCAAAUGGGUUAAUUGGGGCUAUAAGCGCAGUUAUCACAGCAUCACCAGCACCAACAGCAGUGUCCAGUGCAAGAUCCGGUUAAUUUAUCUUCUAUAUUUUAUUAAUCCAUAAAUAGGGAUUUUGGGUGAGAUGCGAUGCCUGGACUGGCCCGGUGGGCUAUACGGUCCUCGAUCGGACACGAGAAACAGGCCACCGCAAACGCAGUGAAAUAAAGGAAUAUAUAAGUCGACGACCAUAUAUCUUGGUCUCUUUCAAAAAUCGAAUUAUUGUCUUUUUCAUUUUACUCUGGACUGCAAGAAGAUAUCAUCAGAAGACUCUAAAAUACGAAUAUGGGCUUGAUAUCGACCGGCAUUAUAUGGCUUGCCUCGGCAACAGCCGCUAUCGCGCAAACUUGCGAUCUCCCAUCGACGUAUCGCUGGACGUCUACGGAACCGCUAGCAAACCCGAAGUCUGGCUGGGUCGCUCUCAAAGACUUCACAAAUGUCAUUUAUAACGGCCAGCAUCUUGUGUAUGGGUCGACUCACGACAUCGGAUCGGGGUACGGCUCUAUGGCCUUCGGCCUCUUCCAAAAUUGGUCCGAUAUGGCAAGAGCGAGCCAAAAUGCCAUGAGCUCAGGCACAGUUGCGCCGACAUUAUUCUACUUCACGCCCAAGAAUAUCUGGGUACUUGCCUACCAAUGGGGCCCAACUACGUUCUCUUACCGAACGUCAACGGAUCCCACCAACGCGGAUGGGUGGUCAUCUCCGCAACCACUUUUCUCCGGUACCAUCUCCGGCUCUAGCACUGGCCCUAUCGACCAAACAGUCAUCGGCGACGACAAGAAUAUGUACUUGUUCUUCGCAGGAGACAACGGCAAGAUCUAUCGAGCCAGUAUGUCCAUCGACAAGUUUCCCGGCAACUUUGGCACGGCAUCAACGGUCGUGAUGAGCGAUACAACCAACAAUCUCUUUGAAGCUGUUCAGGUCUACACUCUCCAGGGCCAGAAGAAGUACCUUAUGAUCGUCGAAGCGAUGGGAGCAAACGGGCGAUACUUCCGGUCGUUUACGGCUGAUAGUUUGAGCGGAUCCUGGGAGCCACAGGCGGCAACGGAGAGCCAGCCGUUCGCAGGAAAGGCUAACAGCGGCGCUACUUGGACCAACGAUAUAAGUCACGGCGAUCUGGUUCGCAGCAAUCCUGACCAAACCAUGACUGUCGACCCAUGCCACCUUGAGUUACUCUACCAAGGCCGAGAUAAGAACUCUGGUGGUGGCUACGACAAAUUGCCUUAUCGUCCUGGUGUAUUGACACUACUACGUUAGUAUGGAAUAGAAGCUCUGGUAUUCCCUUUCCAUGGUCAAAACUAGAGAUAAUAAAUGUCAAGACCACCUAGCCAUGUACUUCAUUCCCGUGUAUAUAGCUUGAC
Messenger RNA from Daldinia caldariorum, 1611 nucleotides. Its product is annotated as glycoside hydrolase family 62 protein. Bases 539 to 1507 code for a protein of 322 amino acids. Gene Ontology annotation, biological process: L-arabinose metabolic process. Gene Ontology annotation, molecular function: alpha-L-arabinofuranosidase activity. The record is from RefSeq and is a predicted model, not a curated record. The transcript has a single exon. NCBI's taxonomy places the organism in Eukaryota, Fungi, Ascomycota, Sordariomycetes, Xylariales, Hypoxylaceae.